AGCUAAAAGCGGCUAUUUCAAUUACUCGACAGAAAAGAGGCUCAAAACAAUAACAACACACGUUUUAACGAACUCACGUGUACUGCUUUGGCGUGUAGAAAUUACAACGCAGCACUUGUUGGCUGUUAAAGCUAUUUUAGCACUGCUCUGCAAAUGUCAACACCCUGAGCUCGAUCCCUAGUAAACUUUUGCUAACAUGCUAAGUUAACCUAACGUUAGCUGAUGUUGACUAACGUUAAAGCUUUCGGGACGUGUUUGCAAGUUUCAUUAUUCUACUUAACGGUUAAGUUUCAAACGCGUUAUUAACGGUAAAAUAACGCAGGCUGCAUGUUGUCGUUAUGGAAAACAAGGAGCUGAGUCUUAUUGACCAGAAUAUAACAAGUUUGCUAGAUGUCCCCCUGAGUCCCACUGUAACAUCCCUCAAUCUACACUGCAAUCACAUCUCGGGGAUCCAGGGCCUGACCUCGGCGGGGAACCUACGGCACUUGGACCUUUCCUCCAAUUGCAUUUCUAAAAUUGAGGGUCUUAGUUCCCUCACUUCUUUGAGGACGUUGAAUUUAUCCUGUAACCUAAUCACAAAGGUUGAAGGACUAAAUGGCCUUGUGAACCUAACCAGAUUAAAUUUGUCCUACAAUCGGAUAAACAACGUCACUGGCUUGUUGUAUCUUCAUGGCACGGAAUACAAGCUGAAGCACCUCAGUCUCCAUGGCAACCAUCUGGACAACAUCGACCACCUCCUGCAGUGCCUGCUUGGAUUGCAAAGUUUAAGAGAGGUCACUUUGAGCCAGAAUGGCAGCGACAACGCUGUAUGUCGGUCACCGGGUUACAGAGAGAUUAUUUUUCAGUCGUUGCCUCAGACCUCUGCUCUAGAUGGUUUCGACAGGCUGGGAAAUCCAUCACAUCCAGGUUUAGGGAGUCCCUGUGAUGUCCCCGGUCUGGAGGAUUAUGUGGACCUCCUGCUGUCAACGGAUACGAGUCACAACGAAGCGGUUAGAGAAGAUGCUGCUCUCACCACACCCCGCAUCGAUGAGGUUCUGACCCACUUUCGUCAGCGGAUUGCCUCCGAAGUGAUCACAGAUCCAGGUGUACAGGUCCGCUCCACUGUCACCGAUCCAGCAGACCCAGCGAAUGAACAACGCAUAAGGAAACUGGAGCACCAGGUGUCCCGGCUCAUCCAGAAGGCCCCUGACAGUGACAAAUCCACACGCCCUGCUCAUCCGGUGAUACGGAAAGCCAAGAGGGACACUGACCGCACGUCAGAGAGUGAGUGUGACAGCGGGAAGGAGAACAGGAGGCGCACCAGGAUCCCCAAACAUCGUAACAGCACAACAUCAAAGACGACCCCCAAGAAGAUAAAGGGCCGGAGGUCUGACAGCGAGAGUUCAAAGUGUGCGGAGGCACACAGGAGGCAGGCGGGGGGCGCAGUGGGUACGUCCUCAGCUGGGACGGCGAGGAGAGCACCUGCGAGAGCUGCCGAGGCCUCGGUCAGCAUGAAAACCACGUCCAGAGAGGAGGAGGAGACGUACAGGACUAUUGUGGAAGAGCGUGACCAGGAGAGGGAGAGGCGUUGGAAGGCUGAGCAGGCUGUUAGGAAACUAACGGAGGAUCUCAAGUGCCUGCAGACAAAGGUCAGCGAGGAAAAAGACCUGCAGAGCAUGGCCCUGCACACCACCGACAGACUGAAAGAUUUGCUGCUGAAGGAGCGAUCGGGUCGCUCUGAAUGGCAGACUCGCGUUGAGGAGCUGGAGGGGAGGUGUCGAGCCCUGACCCAGCAGCUGCAACAGGCCCGCAGCAGCGAAGAGCAACACAGGACUGCAGUGCGUGGGCUGGAGGAGAGCAUCUCCCACGGAGAGGCACUCAGGGCUCGCCAGCAGACUGAGGAGAUGAAGCGGCACCAGGAGCUGGAGAACAAGGCAACAGCUCUGAAGAGAGAGUCGGACAUACAGAGAGCCUCAGUGCGUCAGUACAAAGACAAAAUUCAGCAGUUGCAUGAACUGCUCGCCUCCAGAGAGCAGGAGCACAGGAAACAGCUAGAUUUGCGGUUGCAGCCUGGUGGGCCUGAUUUCAGAGAGGCGAUGGCGAAGGAGGUGGCCUCCGUGGAGCGGAGGCACGGCCACAAGGAGGUGGAGCUGCAGGAGAAACUGGCAGAGGGCCGGAAACAGUACGCCGCCCUGGAGGACGAGUUCCGCAUGGCGCUCACCAUCGAGGCUGCCCGCUUCUCCGAGGUAAAGGAGGCUUGUGAGCAGAUGACUGCAGAGUUGUUGGGUCUCAAGGCAAAUCUCGCUCAGACCCAGCAGAGGGAGAAGAAAUCAGGGUCCCUGGUGCAGGAGCUCACGGUCAUGGUCAAAGAACAGAAAAGCCGCAUCACUGAUCUCAUCAAAGCCAAGAGAGAGGCCGUCGCCGAUCUGAAGAACCGUCUGCGUUCCUUGGAAACAGAGGUGGCGCAGGACCAGCGUCUCGCUCUGCAGCUGGAGCUGCUGAAGAAGGACAAGGGUCGACUGUUGUCUCAGCUGACGGCUCAGGAGUCGGUGAUCGAUGGCCUUAGAGCAGAGAGGAGGAUCUGGGGACAGGAGCUCGCUCAACAAGGAGCAUCUUUGUCUCAGGAUCGUGGCCGCCUGGAGGCAAAGAUCGAGGUGCUGGCCGCUGAGCUGGAGUCUCAAAAGAAACGGAACGAGAGGGACAACGAUGCCCUCAAAAUCAAAACCAAAAUCAUCGAUGACCAGACGGAGACCAUCCGCAGACUCAAAGAGUCCCUGCAGGAGCGCGACAAUCAGAUCCGUAGGCUGAGCGAGGAGGCGGUCGGGGCCCAGAAGAGGUUCCAGCAGCAGCUGGAGGAGGAAACGGCUCAGCGGUCUGAGCUGAGGGAGCGGCUGGAGCAUCUGAGCCAGCGCAAGGAGGAGCUGAAACAACAGCUGGAGGACAAGGAGGCGGAGCUGGAGGAGAUCAGAAGAGUUUACAGUGAUUCCAGUAAGCAGUGGCAGGCAAAGGCAGACCUGCUGACUCGGCUGGAGAACCAGGUGAAGCGCAUGAAGGAAAACUUUGAUUCCAAGGAACGUCUCCUGCUGGAGGAAAGAGAUAAAGCAACAGAAGCGCACAAAGCCUCAGUGGAGAAGUUGCGCUGUGUGGAUGAUGCAUUUCGUCGACAGCUUGAGUCUGGCCAGGCCGCCCACCAAGCUGAGCUGCUUCGACUGGCGAAUGAGAAGCAGAAACAGAUUGAAAAAGCCAAUCAGAAGGUGUUUGAAGUGGAAGAGGAGAUGCGUCACUUAUUGGAGGAGACGGAAACCACCAAGAGAAUCAUGGAAGAGAAAAUGAGACGUCUCACAAGUGUACUAAAAGACUUUUAACAAAUUAAAUUGACUUUUUCAAACAUGUUUUAUGUUAAGUUAUUCUUGUAUUUUAGUGCAUCACAAGUUAUCUAAUAAAUGUCCUCUUGAGCGUAUCUUUUGUUGUUUCUUUAACUUUAUGUAAACUUGUGUUAAC
This is a messenger RNA of Pungitius pungitius (ninespine stickleback), 3480 nucleotides long. RefSeq names its product leucine rich repeat and coiled-coil centrosomal protein 1 (gene lrrcc1). Lineage: Eukaryota; Metazoa; Chordata; Actinopteri; Perciformes; Gasterosteidae. Bases 339 to 3344 code for a protein of 1001 amino acids. Gene Ontology annotation, molecular function: protein binding. The transcript is spliced from 19 exons. The record is from RefSeq and is a predicted model, not a curated record.